Cucurbitaria berberidis CBS 394.84 is the source of this 597-nucleotide messenger RNA. RefSeq lists its product as uncharacterized. Lineage: Eukaryota; Fungi; Ascomycota; Dothideomycetes; Pleosporales; Cucurbitariaceae. The coding region runs from base 1 to 597 and encodes 198 amino acids. The transcript has a single exon. The record is from RefSeq and is a predicted model, not a curated record.
AUGUCGAACCAAAUCUCAGAACUCUUUGCUCAAAUUGCUGCCCAACAGCGGGCUGCCGCUGCCACUGCCGCCGCCAAUCCAGUGUCAUAUAUCCCUCGUUCAAAGAAAGAAGAGAUCCGAGCACAGCUUGUUUUGAAGAUUUAUGCUAUCUGCCAUCCAAUGUCUGAUGACUCUGGAAACGGAGCGACGAAUCACUGGACUUUAUCAUUCGAUAUCGGCAAUGGACAUGGUGUCAGUCUAAACGCUCAGCCUAACCCUCAACAACCACCCCAUACGAGCGGCGGAGACAAAGCCCUCAUCACUGUAUCCGAGACGAAAUACGUUGUUCCGGUCGACGCUAUAAGAGAUGGCCUAAUCUCAGUUAUGCAUUCGCGUCCGGUCAGUUGGUAUAUCGAGUACCUGGCUUCGAAAGGGCGCUUCAGAUAUGCCUUCACCCCUGAAGGUGUCGGCUGCAGGCGAUGGUUAAUCGAUACUCUGAAGCUCCUGGCUGAUGCUGGAGAGGUCAAUAGCGCCGACUCCGAAACAGCAAGACAUUCUAUCGCAUAUCUAUGGCCUGAAAACCGCGCUGAUGAGCCCGCAAACGGCACAUAUUUCUAG